This is a messenger RNA of Pogoniulus pusillus (Red-fronted tinkerbird), 2491 nucleotides long. RefSeq names its product intermediate filament family orphan 1 (gene IFFO1). Bases 157 to 1854 code for a protein of 565 amino acids. The record is from RefSeq and is a predicted model, not a curated record. The transcript is spliced from 10 exons. NCBI's taxonomy places the organism in Eukaryota, Metazoa, Chordata, Aves, Piciformes, Lybiidae.
GGAAGCCGCACCCCCGCCUCCGGGGCCGGCCGGGCGCAGUCAUCCCCUAGGCCCCCCCGCCCCCGCCUUCAGGCGCAUCCCGCCUCCGCCGGGCCCCUGAUUGGCGCCGGUGGCCUCGGCUCCCCCCUCCGUCUCACUCCCCGUCCCGCCGCCGCCAUGAACCCGCUGUUCGGCCCUAACCUCUUCCUCCUGCCGCAGGAGCAGCAGGGGCUGCCGGGCUCCGAGCUGCCGCCAUCGCCCGGCCCGCGGCCCGCCGAGACGCUGGGGGGGGAGCUGGGCGCCCCGCCGCCCGCAAGCCCCUUCCCGCCGCCGCCCGCCGCCAUGGCCCUCCGCAAUGACCUGGGCUCCAACAUCAGCGUCCUGAAGACGCUGAACCUGCGGUUCCGCUGCUUCCUAGCCAAGGUCCACGAGUUGGAGCGGCGCAACCGGCAGCUGGAGAAGCAGCUGCAGCAGGCACUGGAGGAGGGGAGCGGCGGCGGUGUGGGAGGAAACCGGGGCCGCGGACCCCCGCGCCGUGACCAGGCGGUGCAGACCGGCUUCGUCGGCCCCAUCCGCACGCUGGGGCUGGGGCUGGGGGCAGCCCGGGCGCUGGGUACCCCCGGCUGCCGCUCCGGUGCCCCCACACAAACGCUUCCUCAUUUCUCGGCCGGCUCCCGCUUCAUGCCCGGCACUAUCUGGUCCUUCUCGCAAGCCCGACGGCUGGGGCCCGGGCCGGAAACCACCCUGGUGCAGGGCCCGGGGGUCUCCUGGGUCCACCCCGACGGGGUGGGUGUGCAGAUCGACACCAUCACCCCGGAGAUCCGUGCCCUCUACAACGUCCUGGCCAAGGUGAAGAGGGAGCGCGACGAGUACAAGCGCAGAUGGGAAGAGGAGUACACUGUGCGUGUCCAGCUGCAGGACCGGGUGACUGAGCUGCAGGAGGAAGCUCAGGAGGCUGAAGCCUGCCAGGAGGAGCUGGCCAUGAAGGUGGAGCAGCUCAAGGCAGAGCUUGUUGUCUUCAAGGGACUGAUGAGCAAUAACAUCACAGAGCUAGACACCAAGAUCCAGGAGAAAGCCAUGAAGGUGGACAUGGACAUCUGCCGUCGCAUCGACAUCACUGCCAAGCUGUGCGACGUGGCGCAGCAGCGCAACUGCGAGGACAUGAUCAAGAUGUUUCAGAAGCAGCUGGUUAGUUCCAUUCAGUUUGGAGAGUGUGCACAGUUUGAACUUUCAGUUAAUAAGUCUCUGCACUUGUCUCCUGUUAAGGUCCCAGCCUCGGUGGGGCGGAAGCGGGAGCGCAAGCAGGUCAGCGACGAGGACACCUCGCUGUCAGAGAGCGAUGCCUCCCGCAGGCCCGAGGAAGAGGAGGAGGACGAGACCACGGCCAUGAGUAUCAAUGAGGAAAUGCAGAGGAUGCUGAACCAGCUGAGGGAGUAUGACUUUGAGGAUGACUGUGACAGCCUCACGUGGGAGGAGACAGAGGAAACGCUGCUCCUCUGGGAGGACUUCUCUGGAUACGCCAUUGCAGCCGCAGAGGUGCAGGGGGAGCAGGACGACAGCCUGGAGAAGGUGAUCAAGGACACAGAAUCACUGUUCAAGAGCCGCGAGAAGGAGUACCAGGAAACCAUCGACCAAAUAGAGCUGGAGCUGGCCACAGCCAAGAACGACAUGAACCGGCACCUGCAUGAGUACAUGGAGAUGUGCAGCAUGAAGCGGGGCCUGGACGUGCAGAUGGAGACCUGCCGCCGCCUCAUCACCCAGUCUGGGGACAGAAAGUCUCCUGCCUUCACCCCAGCCUCCAACAGUGACUCAGCCCCGAAUGAGGAGAGCGAGGAGUCCGACCGCGACCCCCCCAGCGACGCUUCCAUCAGAUAAUGAGGGAAGGCCCAACUCACUCAGACCCCUGUCCUGGCACAGGGGUGCCUCAGUCAUGCCUGAGAAAGACUGUCAGGGACCUGGAGCCACUGGUAAACAUCUGCUGCCCAGGCUUAUUCCUGCUGUGGGGUACCUGGCAGAUGUGGCACCCUCUCACCGCCAGGAUACCUUGCAAAUGGGAGCAGCUAGACAGACCGGGGCGCCCUUGCCUGGGCUGCUCACGCUCCAGCCCUUCCUCUCUUCCCUUCCCCUGCUUUGGUUAAACCACAGCUCAGGCAGGGAGGCUCCAAACCUGCCAUGGCAGCGUUCUCCAGGACCUGUCCCCAGCCCUCCGAGACCCACCUCUUCUGGCCUCUGUCCUGGCACACUUGCCUGCUGCCCUCCCUGCACCAGAUGGAGCCAAACGACAGAUGUACCUCCCUGCAAACUGGACCUGACACUGGUGCCAACUGGACCGAGCCUGGGGCUCUCUUUGGCCUUGCUUCUGUCCAGGUGCCUGGCUGGUGCCUCUGCUGUGCUGGGCACCCCGAGUCCCCCUCACUGUGCACUUGCUUUGCCCUCACGUCAGCGACACGCCUGGGCCUGUGUCACAGGGUGAGGGGACAUUAAACAGGACAGCUUCCUUUUCUACAGCUUU